Messenger RNA from Chrysemys picta bellii (western painted turtle), 2911 nucleotides. It is a transcript of the gene WTIP, whose product is annotated as WT1 interacting protein. The record is from RefSeq and is a predicted model, not a curated record. Gene Ontology annotation, biological process: negative regulation of hippo signaling; positive regulation of miRNA-mediated gene silencing; regulation of DNA-templated transcription. Gene Ontology annotation, molecular function: transcription corepressor activity. Gene Ontology annotation, cellular component: adherens junction; nucleus; P-body. Lineage: Eukaryota; Metazoa; Chordata; Testudines; Emydidae.
CCCAAAUUCAAGCUUCCGUAUCAGGUCACCCCGACCAGGGAGAGUGGACCCAGCCAGGCAGAGAGGAGGUUGGAAGCGUUGACGCUGGAGCUGGAGAAGGAGUUGGAGAUGCACAUGAAGAAGGAAUAUUUUGGUAUUUGUAUAAAGUGCGGAAAGGGCGUAUAUGGAGCGAGCCAGGCUUGCCAAGCAAUGGGUAACCUCUACCAUACCAACUGCUUCACCUGCUGCUCUUGUGUAUUCGGGCUUUCAACAGACAGCAGACAAGUGCUUUGUUUGUGGACACCUCAUAAUGGAAAUGAUCUUACAGGCUCUUGGAAAGUCAUACCAUCCUGGCUGUUUCCGCUGCGUGGUCUGUAAUGAAUGUCUGGACGGAGUCCCCUUCACUGUAGACGUGGAGAACAAUAUUUACUGUGUCAAAGACUAUCACACUGUUUUUGCACCAAAAUGCGCUUCCUGUAACCAGCCAAUUCUACCAGCACAGGGCUCCGAGGAGACCAUUCGAGUGGUGUCAAUGGACAGAGAUUACCAUGUAGAAUGUUAUCACUGCGAGGACUGCGGUCUCCAGCUCAACGAUGAAGAAGGCCAUCGUUGCUAUCCUUUAGAGGGCCACCUACUCUGUCAUGGCUGUCAUAUUAGGCGCCUCAAUAUCAAAGUGCCACCACAUCCACCUCCAAGCUACCCAAUGCAUGUUACAGAACUCUGAAAGACACUUUCUAUAGCAAUGAAUCGUGAGAGAGAAGAUGGAAGAACUAAAAAUGACUUUCCAGUUUUUAAAGAUGAAAUUCCUCUAAUAAUCCUCUAAACCAACUAUUUAUUUUUUUUUAAAUCCUCUGUCAGAGGGGCCUCUAUGAUCAUGUCCAUGUUUCCAUUUACCUUCUGCAUUUUCACUGAGACACCACUUACUUGAGAAAAAAAAAAAUGAUGCACCACUGAACUACCUGUAAGCAGCAGCAUUUCCCAGUACAGUGGUACGAAAGCCACUCAUUGCAGUGGGAGUUUUGCCUGAGUAAGAAGUGUAGAAUUAAUCCCCCUGAGUUAGCAACCUACAUAUCACAACAAGUGUGAUAAGAUAAAUACUAGCAUUUUAGCUAGUCCCAUUGCAUCCUAGUCUUAGAGAAUAAACAUUCUCACAUUUCUGGAAUACUUAGAUUCCCAGCAGUAGUUCAUAGGAAGCAAAGUAAAUAUAUUUUUAGUAACAAAAAUCUUCAACCAUGGGUUAAUUGGUGGUAUUCACACCUAGGAAAGGCUUCGGGCCAUCUUUUCCAUCCUAUUUGCUGUCACAGUGAUCCAACAGAGUAUUUAGCCUGCUGCAGAAACAUGGCAGGUGUCUCCUAUAGGAAGCACAUUACAGAAGAAUGUGUCCAUUCGCAAAGUUAAGAUUCUCUCAUAAAGGGUUAUUGCAUAUGAAGAAAAUUCUGGCUCUCCAUAAUAACUUGCCACUUACAUGCUUGAUUUGUUGUAGUGGCACGAGACCAACCGCAGCUUUAAAAGCGUUUGUCAUGUUCUUCUGGUGAUUUGGCACUUACUAAGCAAUCCAUUUUGUAAACCUGUUUUUGUUACUAGGUUUAGCAGCCCUUUUGGCUCUGCGAGGAGACACUUCUAUGUCUCAAUCCUACUUGUUUUAUACAAGACUUCAUUUGUUACAAACUGCUUUGCAAUUUUUUUCGUUACAUUUUAAAAAUUGGCAGCAGUUCUGCCAUCUUUUCAGUUUGAUGUGUUCUUUUCCAGAUGUAAUUUUGAAUGAUUACAGUGAUCAUCUUCAUUUGAAAACCAAGCAUGAUUUAGCAGAAAUAAUAAUUUAGAGUUUCAGACAAUUGAAACAGAAAUUGGUAUUUUAUAACAAGUAUUAGAUGUACAUAGAAUGUACACACUUCAUCUUUUGCAUAAGCUUUUACAGUAACCUCAGAACUCUGGGGUAAUAUAUAUCUUCCAUAUAGGAAGUUAGAUGAAUCUUUUUUUAAUGUUUGUUUUCUACUGUGCGUUGAUGAUUUACAUGCAAUCACACAUCUGUAUGUUUAAAUAACAAUUCCAUGUAUUCUCAUGAGAAUUGAUCUACGCUUUCCUGAAAUUAUUUUAUAGUUUGAAAUAUGGCCAUCACACCCUUCCUCAGAUAUAUUUAAAUGACAAAAUGUUUUUACUGUGAAUUAGGUGGAAAUAUCAGGCAAGAUUCUCAACAUGUGUAAAUUGAAAGACCUGCAGUGACUUCAACGAAGUUAUGCAGAUUUACACCACCUAAGAAUCUGUCCUAUCAGUUUUAGGAUUGUCACAUGUUAAGUUUCAUCAAACUAAUUAAGGAAAUAGCUAUUUGGCAACACCAUUGAAGUGUAGUAUAUGAAGACUCCAUUGAUGCAAUAAGGCAAUUCAGGAUAUGGUUGGAAAGCACAAGGAGCAACCAAUGGGCUCUGAUUCCUGAAUGGAAUAAUUAACUCAUGAGAUUCUCACUCCCUUUAUAGAGCUUUUUGAUAUUCCAAAAUAUCUUUAUUCAUUGAUGAUGGGAAGAGAUGAAUGUAACAGUUCAGAAACUGCUGCUGAAUUGUCUGGUUGGCAAAGAUUAAUCUGCCCUACUGGAUGAUCGUCAGUAAGUCCAAUGUGCCUUUAACCAGUCAUUUUAUAAUUAAUAGCUGGCUUAGUUAAUGUGAAAGCCAUGUUUUGGAGCACUGCUAAUGCUACAAAUAACCUCCUACAGUGGCAGUAAAAAUUAACCUUCUCACAAAUCUGACUUUAUUGAAGUAACUCGAGGAAUUUGCCUAGUAAUGAAAGUAUCAAAUUGAGGGUGUCAAAGCUUAAAGGUAAAUAUUUUGUAUUAGUCACAGCAUAAUACUUUUCCAUUUCACAAAACAGCUUUGGGCUUCAAGGCAUUGUAUUAGCAUGCGUUAUUGUUCAAACUAUAUGUAUAAAACCCCCACUUUAA